UGGCAAUCAGUUUUUGUUCAGUUUUUCUAUAAAAUUAUUUGAGUGUGCCGAGUGUGCGAGCACUAUUAUAAAAAAUUAUUAAAUUUAUUUUCAUUGUAGUAGAAAUAUGUAAAAUAAUAAUAAUUAAUUUAUGGUUUUAGUUAAAAUAUCAAUUUUUUCCACUUUCACACCACCAUAGUAACGCUAUAAGCAUUGUCUCCUUUUCAAAAUACCCUACUGCUGCCUUAACAGUUUCAAUGGCGCGAAAAGCGAUGAACGAGAGAGCUCAAGUGAACUGAGCAGUGAAAAGUACACUGGCACUGCAACUGCAGGCACUGGCUGAAGUCUGGAUCUGGUCUAGAGUGGCUGGAUCUGGAGAAGCAAUCAUUAUCAUUCAUCGUUUAUUAUUAAAUUCUUCUGACUUCGGACCACUUCGGACGAUCGUGAUGGCUUUUUCAGCAAAAAGCUCUGUAGCCUCGGCCAGUCAUGAACCUAGCAGCAUUUCAGGCAGUGCUAAAGACGAUCUUGAAGUGAUGGAAGUCUGGGUCAAAACCAUGGCUUCAAUCUUCGCAAAAACAUUUUCCCUGGACACGAAAGUUGUGAGAGCCCUUUGCGAGGGUGACAUUCAAGAAGCAGAGCAACUUCCGCCCAAUAUUAAAAAUAUUUAUGAAAGCAUCUAUCAGUUGCUGCCUUGCUAUAUGGAAGGAAAGGAAUUUCUCCGUUCCGGUGAUAUGGAUCGUAAAGACCCAGAUAGCUUCUUUUCAAAGAGGGGAGCACUACUGAAGAUGGCGCAGAUUGACAAACUUGAUGCCUCUAUCAAUUGGCUGGAUGACAUAAUUCCCUACGAUUUUUCUGACGAAAGCCAGGAAACAAAGAGAGGCAUCAAAUUCAUGGAGUACAUGAUCUUGAAAUACAGGAAAAAGAAACGGCAGUCAAAGAAGCUAACCCAGGGUCUUGGAAACGCUUACAAUAAUACAUUUGAGUGUUUUCAAUCAGAAUUUGAUACAUCUGCAGAGGAAUGACCAUGAAGAUUUUGCAAGAAUGGAGAUGCUUUAGUUCCCAUUUACGAAUUAACUGAUAUGGUGAUAUCAUACACUUUCAUGUUUGAAGUCACAAUUUUAAU
Molecule: messenger RNA, 1102 nt
Organism: Cloeon dipterum
Lineage: Eukaryota; Metazoa; Arthropoda; Insecta; Ephemeroptera; Baetidae
Exons: 6
Coding region: 426-1001 (191 amino acids)
Source: RefSeq, a predicted model, not a curated record